Messenger RNA from Saccostrea echinata, 754 nucleotides. RefSeq lists its product as uncharacterized. The record is from RefSeq and is a predicted model, not a curated record. The transcript is spliced from 5 exons. Bases 80 to 562 code for a protein of 160 amino acids. Lineage: Eukaryota; Metazoa; Mollusca; Bivalvia; Ostreida; Ostreidae.
UCACUCAGUAUAAAAAUAAUGUCAACACUCAGGAAUUAUACCAGAAAUUACUAUUGCAGAAUAGAGAACAUAUCUUAAAAUGACAUCUUCAAUGCGCUGCGUGUUCGAUAUACUAUUUGUGGUCGUUACUUUGUUCUAUCUGGUGGUCCUUCCCACGGAAUGUUGUCAGUGCUCAAACGCUACAAGAGAGGAACGAUAUUGUGACAGCGAUUUUAGUUUAGUUGGGAUGCCAGUCGGCAAAUUCCUGUCAGAUGAUAAAGUUUCUAUUGUCCAUGUCAUUCGAGUUCGCAUGCUAAAUCAUUUACCGCCGAGCGAGAGUCCCCGUUACGUAGAACUGGAGAGUCCAAUCAACGUCACGGGGUGUGGUGUACAGCUGGAAGCAGGACAAGAGUAUGUUUUUAACGCCAUAUUCCGGCCUGAGAUCAAUGAAAUUAGAGGAAGAAUCACAAAGUGUGGCUGGAACGAGAAAUGGGCACUAGUUCCAAAUUUCAUAAAAAUCCCACUACUUGGAGAUACAAUUAUAUGUCCUCAAUUACUUGAUCCUGUGGAUUAUCAUAUCUGAAAACAAGGGGAGAAUUAUAGUUUGUUUUAAUAGUUAUAUCAUUCCAAUAAUUGCAUAAAAUAUGAAAUGUAAUUUACAUUAAAACAGUAAAAAAUUAAACGAGAUGGUGUAUCAAAGUAGCUACAGAUUACUUUGAUUGCAUUGACAUGUACCUUGUAAUCCAUCUGAUUAAUAAAAAGUUAUGAAUUUUGA